AUGAGACUGUUGCUGGGUUGUAAAGACAGCAAUUGUGUAAAAGAGCUGGUGUGUAACGUUGGGGCAAACACCGCGGUAAAGGGUUCCGAUACGGAUAUUUAUCUGGGCUCAUCGCAACUUGUUGGCGGUUCGCAAAAUGCCAUUGAUCGUUGGGUGCGCGUUAUCGAUGACGAUAGCAAGUUUGUAUUUGCAAGGAGUAAUGGUACGUUGCAACUAUGUGAAAGGAAAGCAGUUGUUAACUUAGAAUCUGUCGAGGAAGACGCCAGUAAGGUCCCCCUCUUUAAAUGGGAGGUUAUAAUGGAUUUCAAUGAAUCAUUGUUUGAUCAGAGUGUCUUGGACUCUCUCAUGGCGGCUUCUAAUAGGAGAACCAAAAUGCCGGAUGCAUUUGUUACUUUGUGUUGGUUGAAGAAAGGUGUCCUACUGGCAGCCACAAAAUCCGGAUUAGUCCAUAUCAUUUCUGUAUCGUCUAAGAACAAAAUUACAAAGACGUGUACCCAUAAAGUUAAGGCACCAUUGGAAUUUGUUCAAUUAUAUGAUAAUACAACUUUAAAGGACAAAUACGUUUUUGCAACCGGUGGUGAAGAAAAUCUGGUCAAACUGUUUGACUUGGAUAAAACUUACCAAAAGUUGAAUCAAAUAUGGGAGGCGAAGAAUGUUAAAAACGAUAGAUUAGAUAUGAAGGUACCGAUUUGGCCGAUGCAAUUAAGGUUUCUUGAUCCUGAACCAGUGUCCAGUGCGGAAAAUGAGGGCGAGUUAAACUUUCAGUUUGCUGUUGUCACUCGGUGGUCACAUCUGGGUAUAUAUCAAACCCGUCAUGGUAGAAAACCACUUCGUUACAUCGAUUUGUUUCCAGGACGUGAGCCAUUAACGUCACUGGAAUUUGUAGGCGAGACGACAGCUAAUAAGAACUUGAAAUCAUCAAAUAUCAAAGAGUUCAGUUUUGUCACGACAGACACAAAACAUGGGGUAUGGAAAUUUAAUGCUGCCGGUACUCUGCUGGGUAAAUACGGGAAAUCCGAUAUUGUUGGUGCUCCGACUUUUAUUAGCAUUUGUCAUGACGAGGGGUAUCUUUUACAGGGCGGGUUAGAUCGUUAUGUUCGUGUUUUCGAUGUUCAAUCCUUGAGAACCCUCGCCAAAGUGUAUACUCCAUCGAAAGUUAACCUCAUUGAAUUACUCGACAACAAACCAGUGCAAACUGCCGAGCCCGUUGUUGAUAAACAGAAAACGAAACAGAAGAGGAAGAGGGUCAUCGAAGAAACUGAAGAGGAUGUAGAUAAAUUAUGGGAUACACUGGAGAGUAAGGCAAAAAAAAUUAAAGAAUAA
Messenger RNA from Huiozyma naganishii CBS 8797, 1323 nucleotides. RefSeq names its product ribosome biosynthesis protein NSA1 (gene NSA1). The coding region runs from base 1 to 1323 and encodes 440 amino acids. The record is from RefSeq and is a predicted model, not a curated record. Gene Ontology annotation, biological process: ribosomal large subunit biogenesis. The transcript has a single exon. Gene Ontology annotation, cellular component: nucleolus; preribosome, large subunit precursor. Gene Ontology annotation, molecular function: protein binding. NCBI's taxonomy places the organism in Eukaryota, Fungi, Ascomycota, Saccharomycetes, Saccharomycetales, Saccharomycetaceae.